Molecule: messenger RNA, 2130 nt
Organism: Amoebophrya sp. A120
Lineage: Eukaryota; Dinophyceae; Syndiniales; Amoebophryaceae
Source: the annotation of a GenBank genome assembly
AUGAGAUUUUUACAUUUGCAUAGAUUGCAUGAUACCUGUUUGUUCCAUGAUUUUGCUUUGAGCUGGUGGAACAAAACUACUCCUGCACAACCUAUUUUGUGCACAACGAGCGCAGUUGCCUUUUUUUGAACCGUGUAAAAUAGCAUAGUUUUGAUUUUUAGCACCACUGUCGAGUAUCACUUCUAAUUCCAAGGAAAGUCUUUAGCAAUCUGUCACUUCCACUUUGGUGGCCCCCUAGCUGCUUUGUCAUUCCCCGAAGUCUCGCUUUAGUUGAAUUAAUUUCAGCUCAGCGGGAUUUUGGCUUUGUGUACCAAAAAUAAAGGAGCGAACUUUUACUGAUUUUAUUCUAAGAAACUCUACUCUAUACUAUCGCGAUUGGUUCGAAGUAUCUAUUAGAAACUUUUCCCUUAUCGGAAAGAUAUUACAGUACAACGCGUAGACUACUACACUAAGAAAGCGAUAAAGCAACUUUCUCAAAAAAAGGUUGCCGUGUAAGCGCCUAAGUGUAUUACGAUACUAACAAAGAAGUGAAAGCGCCACUGUCUAACUCCCUCUACGACUUUUUCAACAGUAUAUCACAAUUUUGUUGUACAACUACGUUCUAGCUUUUCAUCAGACCAAUCGCAACCACUUUUAUUUGAUUCUCGCAUUUCUAGGCGAAAUCGAGUUGCAAUGUAUGGACCUUUCGCGCGAUCAACACAUAGAGCAGGAAACAAACGAACAAAGUGAAAAUAUGUUGCAUCCUUGAAUUUGUUGUGUGUUAGCCAAGACUAAGCAAGAACCAGAAGAACUUUAGAAGUCCUCGUAAUUUUUAUUUUAUUGACAAUCUUAAGUACGUCUCAGUACGUGUGAUCCUGCGUGUGAUCCUGCGUUUGUUUGAGAACGGAUACUACCCCUUUCCAAAUCAAAACACAUUAGGACCCGGGGGGACAGGAAGAGCCCCCCGGUAGCGCUAGUCUCACAUGGGUGCACACAUAAGGACGUUGACGAAGAAACACACACACACGGCGGUCAAAAAACACAAACAAUAUGCGUCCAGCACAAACUGCCCUGACUCGCUCACCGGAUGGAUGCGCCGCCGAGGUCCGUCGCUGCAGUAGCUUAAAUAAUAAUAGCUAUAAUAGAAAGAAAAAUAUAGAAAUAGUAGCGGCAAAGCUAUCUGUAGUGCUUUCCUGGUAGAACAGCCGCGCCACGCCGCUGAGCGGGAGACGGCCUGUCCAGUGAGUGAGUGCCCCGUCAACUGCUCGCCGGGGCGCUGCGUGGAAGAGCAGCGUCGCCGCAUGUCGAGCCGGGGAACUAGUUUGCUUUCGAUUGCCUUUUAUUUUUUUUUUAAGUUCCCCGUCAUCUCAAUUCCCCCUUAACAUGCCGCCUUACUCUUCACGGACAUGGAGGAUGACAUCAGCGCGUAGAACGGUUUGAAUCAGACUCGGGCUACAAGGCCACAGGUAAACUAUCCCAGUGUCUUCCGGCCGGCCUUGACGCAAUCUGACUACUAAAAACCUCGCGGUAGCGGGGGGGCGUUCUAGUCUUCGGUCUAGUUCGUCGCCCUCUACCAGGCCUGUACGACCUGAAAGCAGAACCUCGGCUAGGGCAACAGGAUCACAUCAAGCAGCAUCCGCGAGCAGCAUCCGACCCGAGAGUAGUCAGCCGGGCCAUUUCUGAAGGCGCUGCGAGGUGGGCGGAGAGGCAUCACGCUAGCAGUUGGACGGGAGCAAGGCCAGCGUUCUUCUGUGUGAUGUUCGUCGUAUACUGUCCUGCCUAGUUCAACUAUGUAGGUUAUCUCUCUCUCUCUCUUCUAGCUUUUCAUCAGUACUAGAACUGAGCAUUUCGGAAGAUCAUUCCCAAAAAUCCGCAACUCGAAUGGGAUAUCAAAUGCAAAAAUGUCUGGGUCUGGAAGAAUGCAUGUUUGUCAUGCUUGCGUGGCAUGACUCUUGAAUCUGUCAUGCACGUUACCCAAGAGCCACAUUUUUCUGUCAUGCCGAAACGCUGUUUGUCAUGCAGGAUAGGCAACACCUAGAAGCUCAGAAAUUUGUCAUGCUAGGCCAGCACUUGUGGCCUCCAGACGCUACGCCUCUCAGCAUCACAAGUUUCCAGACCAAGACAUAUUUGCAAUGCAUAUGGGAUGCGGAU